AUGUGUGAUAUUUUAAAGAUAUGUGCUACUGAUGGUAGAGCUCGCACAGGAAUUUUGUCUUUGUCUCAUGGAGAAGUUAGGACUCCCAUCUUCAUGCCAGUUGGCACCAAGGCGGCGAUAAAGGGGAUGUACUAUCCAAAAUUGGAAGAAUCAGAAUGUGUACUAUCUUUGGCAAAUACCUACCACUUGGCCUGCAGACCAGGAAAAGAAGUAUUCUUGGAAGCUAAUGGCAUACAUAACUUUACAGAAUCACAGAAAAACUUCUUGACAGACUCUGGUGGAUUCCAGAUGGUAUCUUUAUCUUCAUUAUCGCAAGUCACAGAAGAAGGAGUUUUAUUCAGAGAUCCAUAUGAUAGUAACCUUGAGAUCCUUCUAACUCCGGAGGAAUCAAUAUCUACGCAGAAUGCCAUUGGCGCCGAUAUUAUAAUGGCUUUAGACGAUGUAGUAUCAGCCACUAUAAGAGAUAAAGAAAGAUUGACGUUAGCGACACAUCGUACUACAAGGUGGCUUGAUCGGUGUAUAAAAGCUCACAAUAAUCCCGAAAAACAGCAAUUGUUUGCGAUAGUACAGGGUUCUAUAUAUCCAGAUUUGCGAAAAGAGUCAUUAAAAUCCCUCAAAGCAAGGAAGCUUCCUGGCUAUGCAAUUGGUGGUCUCUCGGGUGGAGAAGAUAAAACUGACUUCUGGAGAGUUGUUGAACUGUGUACGAGAGAAGGAAUUGGACUACCAAAGGAGAAACCCCGCUAUUUAAUGGGAGUUGGUUAUGUUCUAGACAUAAUAAUCUCGGUUUCUCUUGGUUGUGAUAUGUUCGAUUGUGUUUUCCCUACUAGAACAGCUAGAUAUGGAACUGCUUUAACAGAUUAUGGUUCAAUAAGAUUACAACAUGCCAUCUAUCAGUAUGAUUUUAGGCCUGUUGAUCAGGAUUGUGACUGUUUGUGUUGUGAGAAAUAUUCUAGAUCAUUCUUACACUAUAACUUCAAAAAGGGUAUCCUGACAACUAGACUCUUGACCAUACACAAUAUAAGAUACAUGAUGCAUCUAUGUAAGCGUAUGCAAAAGGCUAUAUCAGAGAGUACAUUUGGAUCAUUUGUCAGGGAGAUUCUAGAGAAGAUGUAUCUGGAACAAGGGGAACUUCCACCAAUAUGGGCUAGAGAUGCACUAUUAGCCGCCGGCAUAGACAUAUCGGAUAUGUAUACGGACGAUAUUGCUCCACAAAGAUGCUUCGACUAGACUUUGAUCUUUCUGUCAUUACCGGUACAAAUUUUCGUCGAUAAAUGCAGAAAUUUACU
This is a messenger RNA of Theileria equi strain WA, 1286 nucleotides long. RefSeq names its product queuine tRNA-ribosyltransferase, putative. The coding region runs from base 1 to 1227 and encodes 408 amino acids. The record is from RefSeq and is a predicted model, not a curated record. The transcript is spliced from 9 exons. Gene Ontology annotation, cellular component: cytosol. Lineage: Eukaryota; Apicomplexa; Aconoidasida; Piroplasmida; Theileriidae. Gene Ontology annotation, molecular function: tRNA-guanosine(34) queuine transglycosylase activity.